AUGGAUAGAUUUAUUACUCGGACCUCGAAACUGAUUGAAAGCUCACUAUCAACUUCUGAAACGUCAAAACAGAGUGAAGACUCACCAUCAACUUCCGAGACUUCAAAAAUUAGUGAGAAUUCACCAUCAACUGCUUGGUCGUCAAAACAGAGUAAAGGAAUGUAUCAGUUGUACGAUGAAUCUUAUAUAUCCAUUGGUUUCACAUGUUGUGGUCCAGAAGAUGAACCUAUUCCCGAGUGUAUCAUAUGA
Messenger RNA from Macrosiphum euphorbiae (potato aphid), 249 nucleotides. Lineage: Eukaryota; Metazoa; Arthropoda; Insecta; Hemiptera; Aphididae. The record is from the annotation of a GenBank genome assembly.